This is a messenger RNA of Ascoidea rubescens DSM 1968, 882 nucleotides long. It is a transcript of the gene RPA34, whose product is annotated as DNA-directed RNA polymerase I subunit RPA34. Bases 1 to 882 code for a protein of 293 amino acids. Gene Ontology annotation, biological process: transcription by RNA polymerase I. The transcript has a single exon. The record is from RefSeq and is a predicted model, not a curated record. Lineage: Eukaryota; Fungi; Ascomycota; Saccharomycetes; Ascoideales; Ascoideaceae.
AUGGUCGCAUCAAAAACUUUGAAAUCUCAGGAGUAUAUAGGAGAUUCAGAUUCUGAAUUGGACAACAACGAUCAAUAUGUUUUUCAUCCUCCAACAAAUUAUGUUCAGGUUAAAAACUUCAAUUCAAUCAGUCCUUCACACUUGAAAGACAAACAGAUAUGGCUAAUUAAAACUCCAAAAAAUUUUUCUUUUAAAACCAUCAAAAAAUUGCCAGUAAAUUUUGGUAAACAGGCUUCAGUUUUAGAUUUUAAUGAUAAAUCUUACAAAUUGAAAGAAAAUUCAUUCAAUUCAACUGCUGAACCAUUUACAAGUUCCUUGAAAUAUCGAAUUUUGUUACCAGCUAGUUCAGAUAAUACAUUGAAAAUACAAUCUGACUUGGAAAUUAAUAAGUUCUUUACAAUUUCGGAGAGUGUUCCAAUUCCCGAAAUCAAUUACGAUAAAGUAAUAAAACCAAGAAAGGAUGUUAAAAAAAUCAAGAAUAUUAACAUGAGAAAUUUUCCAUCUGGCUACGGUUUGCAUGAUUAUAAAGAAAGCACUGAAUUUAUAAAUUAUGAUGACUUAGUCCCCAAAAAUGCAGAAAAUCAAGUUGAUUAUGACGACGCUUCUGAGAACGAAAAUGAAAAUGAACCUUAUGAUCUUGACAAGGAUAUUGAAAAUUAUAUAAAUUCAGAUAUAGUGAUGGCUGAUUCAAGCAUCUUCCCCGAAAAUCAAAUAAAUUUUAAGAAGGAUAAAAAGGACAAAAAGGAUAGGAAAAUUAAAAAAGAAAAAAAAGAAAAGAAAGAUAAGAAAGACAAAAAAUCAAAAAAAGAAGGAAAAGUUAAGAAGGAAAAAAAGAUCAAAAAAGAAAACAGAAAAAUCAAGAAGGAACUAAUAACUCAAUAG